This is a messenger RNA of Jaculus jaculus (lesser Egyptian jerboa), 3228 nucleotides long. RefSeq names its product RAB30, member RAS oncogene family (gene Rab30). NCBI's taxonomy places the organism in Eukaryota, Metazoa, Chordata, Mammalia, Rodentia, Dipodidae. Gene Ontology annotation, cellular component: trans-Golgi network. The transcript has 6 exons. The record is from RefSeq and is a predicted model, not a curated record. The coding region runs from base 410 to 1021 and encodes 203 amino acids. Gene Ontology annotation, biological process: Rab protein signal transduction. Gene Ontology annotation, molecular function: GTPase activity; GTP binding.
GCAAAAACCCCACUGCAUUCAUUGUGCUACGGUCUCUCCACCCCCUCCCCGUUGCUGCUGCUUGCUGCUGCUGCUGCUGCUGCUGCUGCUGCUGCUGCUGGGCUUUGCGAUUGCCGCUCGUUCCAGCUGAGCACCGAGUAGCAGCAGCACCAGGGUAGGGACUUUGACUCCAGCCCUUGGACUUAGGACACCGCAGCCAGCAACCUCCCCUUGGCGUGCGUAGACUCAUCCGCACAUCAUUUCUGUUUAUGCCUGGGGUGGGGAGAAAAAUCCCAAACCAGGUAGGCCGUGUGGGCCAUUACUGUGUCAUUCUCCAUAUACCAACUUCAUGCAGAUGGACGUUAGUGUGCCUACCUAAGCGCUGCUGCAGUGGACGUCCUAAUGCGCCAGUGUACACGGGCCCGUGUAAAUGAGUAUGGAAGAUUAUGAUUUCCUCUUCAAAAUAGUUUUAAUUGGCAACGCCGGCGUGGGGAAGACGUGCCUAGUCCGACGAUUCACUCAGGGUCUUUUCCCCCCAGGUCAAGGAGCCACAAUUGGAGUUGAUUUUAUGAUUAAGACAGUGGAGAUUAAUGGAGAAAAAGUAAAGCUACAGAUUUGGGACACUGCAGGUCAAGAGAGAUUUCGGUCCAUCACCCAGAGUUAUUACCGGAGUGCCAAUGCCUUGAUCCUUACCUAUGACAUCACCUGUGAGGAGUCCUUUCGCUGCCUUCCUGAGUGGCUGCGGGAGAUAGAACAAUAUGCCAGCAAUAAGGUCAUCACUGUGUUAGUGGGCAACAAGAUUGACUUGGCUGAAAGGAGAGAGGUCUCCCAGCAGAGAGCUGAAGAAUUCUCAGAAGCUCAGGACAUGUAUUAUCUGGAGACCUCAGCCAAGGAAUCUGAUAAUGUGGAGAAACUCUUCCUUGACUUAGCAUGCCGCCUCAUCAGUGAAGCCAGACAGAACACACUGGUGAACAAUGUAUCCUCACCCUUACCGGGAGAAGGGAAAAGCAUCAGCUAUUUGACUUGUUGUAAUUUCAACUAAAGGCUGAGGCACGGAGAAGCAAAGGGAAUCCAGUAGCUGCCCAGAUGGGCCAUGAGUUGCUAGGGAAAUCUGGCGAUGACUGUGGCUCCUGCUCUCCGACCUUCUGACUCCUGUGGGCUCCUGAGCUUACAAAGCAUGCAGGCCAAGGGCCUCAACCACUGGCCGGCAUUGGCAGAACACAUACCGGUUUCACCCUUUUGCAGUGUGGAGUUGGAGCAAGGAGAAAGUUGCACUAAGCGCUCCAUGACCUGCAGAGCAUGUUGCUUUUACUUUUUAAAAAAGCAAGUAAACGUGCAUUACUGAACAUGGUCCAGGGGAAUGUGCUACAGGCAUCCCUCCUGUGUGCCAGUGGGUAUGCAUGGGGGCUGUUCUGUAGGGCUUCAGUGGUAAUCUGGUGCCCCUGGUUUUCUUUUCUGCCAGGUAAACCAAAACUGGAAAAGUCAAGCACUAUCCCUGUGGUACUUAUUGAUGACCCCAUGGAGAUUUUGAAAAGUGUUAUUUCUUUCAUCCACAGGCACUUUCAAAACCUUUGGGAUGUAAAAAUGAAAUGAAAACUUUACUCAUGACCAACAGUAACAAUUAUUGUUUUAAUAAUACAUACAAGCUCCAUGACUCCUUUCGGUGCUAAUGAUUCUGCUAUUUCACAGACCAAACACUUUAGUACAGUGAUGCCCUUCAACAUGUUAUGUAGAAAUAAGAACAAGGGUAUGUCCCAUGAGUCAGCCCUCUUUUGCAAAGUCUCAUUACUACCUUCUCUAGGAUGGGUAUGUUGGACACGAGAAUACUUGUUCUUUCAUGUUCCCCAUUGAAAUCUCUUCUUUAAUUUUUUUCUAGUAUUCCAUCUUUCAUGCCCUUCAAGUAAGUGUAAAUUUGAAAAAAUGGGGGAAAAUACAAAUGGGUGAUGGUAUUCUAAUAUAAAAGAUUAGUUCUAAAACAUUUCAAGUGGCCUGAGAAAGCCACCCAGAUAUGACCAAAAUACUGUGGAUUACUGGACUGCAGAGCAGGGUUCCAAGCAGAGCACAGUCCUUGAUAAUAGGUUACACCUUUUGCUUUCUGGUACUAUCUUUGGACACACAGAGGCUUAGGAUUUUGUAGAUAUUUUUAGUAUGAUAAGUGAGAAUAGCAACAUGAAAAGUCUCACAAAGCACUUUUGUAUCUUCAAUAACUUUAGCAACGUUCUACUUGUGGGAGCAGGAUGAACAUCAUUUAUCAAGUCCAUACAUUAGUGUUCCUCCCGGACUCAUAACUGGACUUUUUUUUUUCUGUUUAUCUUUUCUUUUUCCCCAUUUCCCUUUAUAGCUCUCCUUUCCCGCCUUCCUUUUCUCUUUCCCUUCCAUCCUGGUAUGCAUGUGUUACUGCAAAUCUCCAAUUCAAAUGGAGGUAUAUAUGCCUUUACUUAGCCAAUUUUAAAACAGGGCCCAAACUGGAAGAUGUGUUGCUGAAUGUGUUCCUAUUUCUUCAGUGCCAUAUUUUGAUACCUUCCAAUUUGUUCACUCCUAUAAAUGCAAAUCAGGAUGAUAAUUUAGCCUGUAUGCUGUCAGGUGUUUCUGUGGCUUACUGCAUAUGUAACUGAGGGAUGACUCACUGAAGGAGAAUAUGAUAUGGAAUCUUGCUGCAGUGUUUGAUGGUGACAAUCUCAGUUCUGACAUGUAGUUGUUGGGAAGCUGUUCAAUUGUAAAGAAAGGAGUUAUGUACAGCAGGAUGCCGAUAGAGCACAUCCACCAGUUCUCUAGCAGGUCCCAGAUUGACCAGCCUCCUGCACAUGGGAUUGUGCAUGCUCUUUGUAGUGACUAAUACUGCAAGUGAUUGGUUACACUUGUUUUUCUUGGUUCUGUGAGAAACACAAAGUGUUCCUAGAAGAAUUAUCUUUCUUUUGAACUUUGUCUCUAUAAAAUAUUCACUUUCACAAAAAGCAAAAUUAUUUAUAAUUACCUUUCCUUCCCCAUCAUUCCCACUUAGCCAGUGACUAAAGAUAUCUCUCACAAAAUAAAUUGAUCAAGGUGGCAGAAUAACUUAUCUUUUUAUACUGUGAGAUAAUGUCCUGAAAUUUAGACUCUUCUUUUUGGCAAAAUUCUAAUCUCCCCAGCAUAUGAUGACUCAACUUGGUCUCACAGCAGCAUGUUAAAAAUAAAGUUUCUUUGUGAACUUCAAGGGCUUUGUUAGGUUAGGCUAAUUUAAUUCCAAAAUAGCAGAUUCUGGGGCCACAU